Tremella mesenterica DSM 1558 is the source of this 1017-nucleotide messenger RNA. RefSeq lists its product as uncharacterized. Gene Ontology annotation, biological process: base-excision repair. NCBI's taxonomy places the organism in Eukaryota, Fungi, Basidiomycota, Tremellomycetes, Tremellales, Tremellaceae. The record is from RefSeq and is a predicted model, not a curated record. The annotation marks the transcript as partial. Gene Ontology annotation, cellular component: nucleus. Gene Ontology annotation, molecular function: zinc ion binding; DNA-(apurinic or apyrimidinic site) endonuclease activity; damaged DNA binding. The transcript has 10 exons.
GAAUGUAUAGAGGUAGAACGUGCUCGAAAGCUUAUAUACGAUACGUGCCGUGGGUACAAGAUUAAACAUGUCGAUAGUCUAGAGGACAAGAUCGUGUAUACGGGUGGUACUACACAUGAUGAGUUUGCAAGAGAAAUCACCGGACGUACCAUCACAGGUUGCGAGCGCAAAGGAAAGACCUUCUGGUUGACUCUGUCUGGAAAGGGAAGAUUCCCAGUGAUGCAUUUCGGAAUGACCGGAAUGAUUCAACAGCUUAAAGGACAAGAACCCAAUUGGUAUCGUCGUAGACGUAAAGAAUCCCCGACUACUUGGCCCCCAAGAUUUUACAAAUUCGUAUUGGACUUAGAGCCUCAAGCAGGAUCAGUAUCCGAUGAACCUCGAGAACUGGCUUUCAUCGAUGGUGCAAGAUUAGGUAGAUUGAGACUGAUCCCUCAUCCCGUAAUCCAUCAUCCGCCUGUAUCUCUUUUAGGGUUCGAUCCGGUGUUGUCUAUGCCAUCAUUGGAAGAGUUCCAAAAGUUGUUAUUGAAGAAAAAAGGGACUGUAAAAGGUGUCAUAAUGGAUCAAGCGUUUAGUGCCGGAGUGGGAAAUUGGGUAGCAGACGAGAUCCUGUAUCAAGCUCAUAUUCACCCCUCCUGUCCCAUCCCUCAUCUCUCAGAGAAAGACGUUGAAAAUCUGCACCAAUGGAUCCGAAAAGUCCCCCUCAUGGCCGUAGAGGUCAAUGCGGAUUCUCUACAAUUUCCAGACAAUUGGCUCUUCCGAUGGAGAUGGGGUAAGGGCAAAAAGGUCAAAGUUGCCAAAGGAAGGAAAGUCAAGGAAGAGAGUGUUGAAGGUGGUCAACCACCAGGAACGGAAGAUGUCAAACCGAAAGAUGUAGAGUUUUUAGCUUUGCCAAAUGGUAAGCCAGCAACGAUAGAGUUCAUUGAGGUAGGUGGUCGUACCACUGCUUUAGUCAAAGAACUCCAAAAGAUGCCAGACGGGGUAGAUAUCAAACCUAAGAUCAGUAAGGGUAAACGCAAG